Rhagoletis zephyria (snowberry fruit fly) is the source of this 927-nucleotide messenger RNA. RefSeq lists its product as uncharacterized. The record is from RefSeq and is a predicted model, not a curated record. Gene Ontology annotation, molecular function: catalytic activity. Lineage: Eukaryota; Metazoa; Arthropoda; Insecta; Diptera; Tephritidae.
AUGAAUGUCCUGCAAGCCAACAUGCUCAGAAGUAAAACGGCUGACGCGCUACUGACACAGAUGAUCACUGAGCGGCAUUAUGACCUUGUAAUCAUAAGCGAACAGUAUAAGAAAAAAGAAAACGGGAUCUGGAUAGAAGACAGCAGUGGCACCGCUGCUAUAUGGGCUCCCCCCGGAAGCAGCAUGCACGUCUCUAAAAAAGGACAUGGAAACGGCUUCACCUGGGCCAGAUACCACCAUAUAAAAAUAAUAAGCUGCUACCUGACACCAAACGAUAGCAUACAAGACUUCCAAGAUAAACUCGACGAUAUCGAAGAUACGGCCAUGAACUUGGAAGGACCCUUUCUGAUGGCAGGAGACCUAAACUCAAGAGCCACGGAGUGGGGGAUGCCAAACACGGACUCCAGAGGCAAACGCGUGCUAGAAAUGUCAGCCCGACUCGGAUUUAUAGUUCUAAAUACUGGCGCAGCAACAACCUUCCGAAGACCAGGAUGCGAGGAAACCACGCCAGACAUCACACUAGCAUCAGAAGGCAUAGCAGGCACCAUAAAGGAAUGGAAAGUAUUGGAAGAUUACACUGGUAGCGAUCACCAAUACAUCUCUUUUAUAAUAGACUCCAAAAACGAUGGUUUACGAAAGAAGAUGCAAUGUAGCACUCGCAAAUGGAAUGUCUCGAAAUUAAAUAGUGAAGCACUACUAUCUGAAAUAAAUGCGCAUGGCUCAGAAGAAUCCACUCACAAUAACGCAAUGGAAAUAGUAGAGACUACAAUGAAAAUGAUCUCCAGAGCCUGCGUACUUACACCAGGGCCAGGCGUAGAAGCGCUGCAAUCGAAGAGGCACAACUAUACCAAGCUGCUAGAAAAGAACUCAAACGAGCAAUCGAGGCCAGCAAGAACAGAAAGUGGAAAGAACUGCGUGAGGAAAUAA